This is a messenger RNA of Scatophagus argus, 1175 nucleotides long. Its product is annotated as high choriolytic enzyme 1-like. Gene Ontology annotation, molecular function: zinc ion binding; metalloendopeptidase activity. The transcript has 9 exons. NCBI's taxonomy places the organism in Eukaryota, Metazoa, Chordata, Actinopteri, Scatophagidae. The record is from RefSeq and is a predicted model, not a curated record. Bases 74 to 850 code for a protein of 258 amino acids. Gene Ontology annotation, biological process: proteolysis.
AUUUGUGUGUGAGCAAACACUGAUCGGAUUUUGACUUUUCAGAUUUGAAGUGUAGCUGAAGAAGACCGCCGUCAUGAUUCCAGCUUUCCUCUUCCUCCUCUUCCUCUCAUUGGCGAGUGCAGGUCCUACGGAUAGAGCCAAUGGAAUUCAAGACGGGCCGGGAGACGUCUCUAACAUCAUCGAGAGAGCUAAUGAAGGCAUAUCAACGAGACUGAUGCACGGCGACAUUCGACGGAGUCUUCAGAGGAAUGCGGACCCCUGCGUCGCCAAAGGCUGUCUGUGGCCCAAACGCAGAGGCUACGUCCGAGUGCCCGUCGACUUCUCCAAAGAUUACACCUGGCGAGAGCGCAACAUCAUCAUCAGAGGCCUGCUGACCUUCCACAAAUCCACCUGCAUUCGCUUUGUCCGGAGGAACAGGAGGCAUCGCAACUUCCUUUACUUCUUCUCUGGAACUGGGUGUUGGUCCUACCUGGGCCGUCAGAGGCGAGGACAGCCAAUCUCUCUGAGGAAAAAUGGCUGUUUGUACCAGGACACGGUGCAGCACGAGGUCCUCCACGCUCUGGGCUUCCACCAUGAGCAGGUCCGCUCUGACAGGGACACGUACGUCUCCAUCCUCACCAAAAACAUCCGGUCAGGAACGGAAUCAAACUUUGCAAAGGUUGAGACUAACAACUUGAAUACUCCCUACGACUUUGACUCUGUCAUGCACUACAGCAAAUACGCCUUCUCCAAAAACGGCUUGCCAACCAUCGUCGCUAAGAGCGAUCCAAACCUUGAAUUCGGACUCGCCACCGCGAUGAGCGCCAAUGACAUUGAGCGUGUCAACAAGCUUUACCAGUGCGAAGGUUAAUGAUGGAAGGAAACGGUCGGCAUCCAGAUACUUCAAGUCUCUGCUGGUUGUGAUCAGGCCAAAGGUCCAGAUCGAUUAUACUGUUAAAAGAACUGAUUAAAAAAUGAUUUUAGAAUAUUACUUCAAAUUGACUUUGAUCUUUAGAUCUGAUGAUUGUUAAUGAUGAUGUUGACAGAUGCAGCGUGGAAACUGAUGCAGUGAAUAUCAGAAGAACCAAAUGUCUUCUCUUUAUUUUUAUAUGUUUUUUUUUUUUUUUUGCCUUGUUUUUUUCACUUUGUAUUCAUUCCUACAAUGGAGUGAGACAUUUAUUCAAUAAAGUCAGCAA